This is a messenger RNA of Sphaeramia orbicularis (orbiculate cardinalfish), 3264 nucleotides long. RefSeq names its product zinc finger and BTB domain containing 33 (gene zbtb33). Bases 157 to 2037 code for a protein of 626 amino acids. NCBI's taxonomy places the organism in Eukaryota, Metazoa, Chordata, Actinopteri, Kurtiformes, Apogonidae. The record is from RefSeq and is a predicted model, not a curated record. Gene Ontology annotation, molecular function: DNA-binding transcription factor activity, RNA polymerase II-specific; protein binding; RNA polymerase II cis-regulatory region sequence-specific DNA binding. The transcript is spliced from 2 exons. Gene Ontology annotation, biological process: regulation of transcription by RNA polymerase II.
GCGCUUCCUUGUGGUCGGUUUGUGAACUACAGUGAGGUUGUGUCCGCAGCUGGCGGCAGGAGCUGUCUGUUAGCUUUUGUUUGUAGCCUGCUUAGGUACUACAGUCCAUUUUAGCCCCGCUGCUUGGCCUUGGCAGAAAACAUCAAAGUUGCAGACAUGCCAAGUCUUAAGCUGAUAUCUGCCACCGACACACAAUAUUCAACCGCUGUGUUGAAGUCCAUGAAUGAGCAGCGAAGUCAUGGAUUAUUUUGUGACGUCACCAUCAUCAUACAGGACAAGAAGUUCAGAGCUCACAAAACCAUCUUGUCUGCCUCAAGUACAUACUUCCACCAGCUCUUCAGUGUGGCCGGACAGGUGAUUGAGCUAAACUUCAUGAGGGCAGAAAUUUUUGAAGUGAUUCUGAAUUAUAUUUACAGUGGCAAGAUUUUCAGAGCGCGAUCAGACAUCCUUGAAGAGCUCAUAAAUGCUGGACAAAUUCUGGGAGUGAAGUUCAUUGCAAACCUGGCCACACCAUUAUCACAAGUUAAAGGUCUGCCUGGUUUAUCAAAAGAGACAGAAAGUAAAAGUGACACAUCCUCAGAGAUGAUGCCGAUCAUCACGGAGUCCUUCUCGAUAUCUACAGAAGAAUUCAAUCAGACUGUCACACCUGCAGGUAACGAUGAGGACUCUGACAGCGAAGUUAUGUUUGUCUCAAAAACAGAUGCUCAAACCAGAGCAGAUCAGAAAAACAAACCUGGUGAAGUUAUUGAUUUAGACACUAUAGAUUCAGAAAAUGAAUCAUCAAAGCAAAAUGAAAAUGCAGCAAAAGAACAAGACAAAUCCACAGCUGAAGUGAAAACACAUCCUGCAAAUAAUCAGAGUGUCACGAGUGCAAAACCCAGUUUAAAAGACAGCAGUCCUCUGCACAGUCCUGACAGCAGUUCCAAUAACUUGUCUUCCCCUGCCAGAGUUUCCUCAGGAAGUGCUCCGACAACACCAGCCAGGCCAAGCAGUUUCACCCCUGAGCCCUCAAGUGCUUCACAGUCCGCUGACAACAGUGAUAUAAUGGGAGUUCAAAAGAAGCAAGUUGCUGCUACAGCUCUGCAAGGAGAUUCCAAAAUAAGGCUCCUGGAUGUGUCUGACAGCUCAGCAAAUAGAAACAGCUCAGCAAAUAGAACUAACAUUCCCAAAUCAGGCAUAACAGCAAAAAAGACAGUUACUCUCCAAACAGCCACUGAAAUUGACUCUAUUUCUAAAGGCUGUAAAGUGUACGCAAAUAUCGGCGAAGACACUUAUGACAUCGUCCCACUGAAAGAAGAUCCAGGUGAAGGAGGAUCUAAAGCCAAUAAAGGCAAAAGAGCAUUGAUGGCAACACCCCUCAAGCCUUUUGAUAAGAUGCCUGUGUCACCGAAGGCUGGCCCCAACAAGAAGAAGAGCAAAAACGAACUUGAAGACCAUUAUGAGCUCAUCAUGGACGGGAAGACUUUCUAUGUGUGUAUUGUGUGUAAGCGUCCUUAUGUGUGUCUGACGAGCCUUCGGCGUCACUUCAACACUCACUCAUGGGAGAAGAAGUACCCAUGCCACUACUGUAACAAAGUGUUUGCCCUAGCAGAAUACAGAACUAAACAUGAAAUCCAUCACACAGGAGAGAGGCGGUACCAGUGUUUGUUGUGCAACGACACCUUCUUGAACUACCAAAUACUGUCAACCCACUGCAAGCAAGUCCACAACCAGGACCCCAGCGGGAGGAAAGAGAAAGAUGACGCAGGAAAUAACCUGUACCGCCUGCUGCCUUGUAAAAGUGUGCAGAUGAAGGCGUACUCGUGGAGUACUGAGGGGCAGGGUGUCCCCGUCGUCUCCGAGGACGGCAGCGUGCAUCAUAUAACCUCUGGUGGAGAGGACGUGAACCCGUCCACCCAGAGAAGAAUGUUGAACUGGGACGACAUCUUCAUGGAACCUGAUUCUCGGAUGCCGCAGAACAUCCAACCCAGGGCGGCAGUGAACGCUCCUCCUCCUGCAACAGCAGAGUUUGACUUUUCAAUACCGGAGACGUACUGAGCGACAGGCUGCACUUCUUCAUGUACCUGUGCCUUUAAGGUGCCCUCAUGUCAAAAACAUUGUCUUUCUAUAAUGUGCGAUAGUGUAAGCUCGCCCAUGUUACUUGGCUUAAAUAAUUACGCAGAUCGUCUGUAUAAUUGGAAGAAAUAAUAAUGAUAUUCGCAGUAAAUCAUGAGAUGCAGUAAAAUAAAAUGUAAAGUGAAUAAUGAACAGUCCUCACAGGGAACAACAGCUGCUCCACUAAAUGUGUAAAAACAUUACUGGGAAAAGCAAGUUUAGUGGAAAAGGACUCAGAAUAAUGUUGGUGCUUUAUUUCUUUUGGACUUGAGCCUCAAAUUCUGCUUUAGCUAAAAGAUUUCAGCAAAUGGAAGCACAAAGAAAAACAAGUGUCCCAACGUAUUUAUUUCAGCAGUCUUUUUAAAAUAACUUAAACUAAAUAUUUGGACCAUGUUUUCUGAUGAUAUGAAUCAUAAUAUCUGUCCCCUGAGGUCAAUUUCAUGGAAUAGAAAAGGGGGCACUUAUUUAAAGAUGUCCAAUCAGGUGUAUUUUUGUCUUGGAGCAGGGUACGCUCAUGUAUUCAAUGUUCACCAUAUUAAGUUAAAGUUGCUGGAACUGUUUAUUAUCAGCUUAUGCUUAAAUUAUGAAACUUCUUCCAGGAUCUGGCGGAAACUUCACAGACUUUUUUGAGAAAUCAUUCCUGCUUUCCGUUCGAGCCUUUUCUACCCUUUUUCUUCCUUGUUUGUACAAGAGAAUGUUAAAUAUGAAUUGAAAUAUAUUUUAUAUUAAGUGACUGUUGGCAAUCCUGUACUUUGAGUACUGUGGCAGGGAAGAUAUUCAAUGAUUAUUUAAUUUUUCAGUGGCUGUAAAAAGAAAAAAAAAAUUUACAUGUUUGUUCUUAUCACCUCCUGUUUUAAUCCACAUGUAUGUUUUUUUAAUUGUCAUGUCAUGAAAUGUUUUUAAUGCCAAAAUCUGCAGGUGGCGAUAGACUAGGCUAGACAUGUUAAUUACAGUUGUGAUAGGAUUGACAUGAAUUGAUAAUGUAUCAGCCCGUACAGAUAGCACUUAGUAACAGAUCAUUCAAAAGACUUAUGUAAUAAUGUCACUUUUUCUUUGUGAGAGAAUGUAGCGGUCAGUGCAAGUAAACAGUAGUACUAAUAUGAAAACUAUCCUCCAUUAUGUCAUCAGUAAAAAUUUCAGUUGGUUUUUUUAAUAAACAGAUUAACCGUG